CUUGGCUUGGCCCAUAAAACGAGAUGACGCUGCGAUCCUUCAGUAAAGACACCUUGCAAGAUAACUGGUACGAGGAGCGGUCGGGGGCUCUUCAGGGGGUGCUACCUUACGACGGCAAGAACGACUACAGCACGACCAAUGAACACGACUUUGCCAAUCCUGGAGCGCUCAAAGUUCGAAACGAAGUCCACAAGCUCGUGGACCAUCGCAUGAUUCGUCGAGACAACUUUGAGCAAGUGAUCAAGUCCCGACCUCUGCGAGACCGCCCAGACAGCGGAUUUGGAGCUGUUCUGCCCACGCCAGACCCAAAUGUCGAAAAUAGGUACAUGGAAACGAACAACCAAGCCGCCUUUGGGACUGUGGUCAAGACCAGCACACUUGCUGUGCCGAACCAUCAACAAGGCAUUGCGGGGGGCCCAGGGGGGGGGCGCGUGGAGCGUGGAAAGGCCGCGUCAGGGGCGUCGGGCGAAGUCAUCAAGGUGAAUUCGGACCCCCAAAAGGACACACACGCCCAACGGUCGUGGAUGUACACGAAAGACCCCAUUUUUGAUGCCAAGCGUCCGAAGCCGACUGCUGCGGACCAGGUGGUGGCCAAGCCCCCGCAUUAUCGCCGCCAAGCUACCAGUGUCACCACAGUGGACCAGAAGAAAUUGGGGAUUUUCUCCGAUGACUAAUACUCAAUCCUGUAAACACAUGGCAGUGUUUGUCUUUCGAA
Molecule: messenger RNA, 715 nt
Organism: Aphanomyces astaci
Lineage: Eukaryota; Oomycota; Saprolegniomycetes; Saprolegniales; Verrucalvaceae
Exons: 4
Coding region: 24-674 (216 amino acids)
Source: RefSeq, a predicted model, not a curated record